This is a messenger RNA of Pistacia vera, 2477 nucleotides long. Its product is annotated as pentatricopeptide repeat-containing protein At3g29230-like. Gene Ontology annotation, biological process: RNA modification. Bases 125 to 2041 code for a protein of 638 amino acids. The transcript has a single exon. Lineage: Eukaryota; Viridiplantae; Streptophyta; Magnoliopsida; Sapindales; Anacardiaceae. The record is from RefSeq and is a predicted model, not a curated record. Gene Ontology annotation, molecular function: RNA binding; protein binding.
UCGAACACCUUAUCUACAUAAGCUUAAACACAAACCAAAGGUUAAAACUUUCAAAUCCUUGAGCCAAAAUUCACUCAAACCCCUCUCCAAAUUCUUCAUUACACGAUGCAGAAUCGCUUCUUCAAUGUCACCUUACACCACUAAGCCUCAAAUGUCAGUCCCAAUUCGAGCUCCGAGGUGGGUCUCCUCACGGAGACUCCUGGAAGAAAAGCUUCAAAACCUUCACAAAUGCACCAACCUUAACCACGUUAAACAACUUCACGCACAAAUCAUCAAAAAGGACCUCCACAAUGACUUGUAUAUAGCACCGAAACUCGUUUCUUCUUUGUCCCUUUGCCGCCAAAUGGAGUUGGCUAUUAAGGUUUUUAAUUAUAUUCAAGACCCUAAUGUUCAUUUGUACAAUACUUUGAUAAGGGCUUGUGUGCAAAACUCUAUGAAUGUUCACGCUUUUAGGGUCUUCUUUGAAAUGCAAAAGGUUGGUGUUUUUGCUGAUAAUUUUACGUACCCCUUUCUUUUAAAGGCGUGUAGUGGGCAAAAUUGGUUAAAAGUUGUACAAAUGAUACAUGCCCUGAUAGAGAAAUGUGGGUUUUUGAGUGAUAUUUUUGUGCCCAAUGCGUUAAUUGAUAGUUACUCAAAGUGUGGUGUGGCUGGUGUUAGUGCAGCUAAGAAGUUGUUUAUGGUGCUGGGUGAGAGAGACACCGUGACGUGGAAUUCAAUGAUUUGUGGGUUGGUGAAAAGUGGGGAGUUGAGUGAAGCUCGAAGACUGUUUGAUGAAAUGCCUGAGAGAGAUACGAUUAGUUGGAAUACGAUGUUAGAUGGGUAUACAAAGGCUGGAGAAAUGAACUCAGCGUUUGAAUUGUUUGAAAAAAUGCCAGAGAGAAAUGUUGUUUCGUGGUCGACGAUGAUUUGGGGGUAUAGUAAAGAUGGAGAUAUAGAGACGGCAAAAUUGUUCUUUGAUAGGAUGCCGUUUAAGAACUUGGUUCCUUGGACGAUAAUAAUAUCUGCGUUCGCUGAAAGGGGGAUGAUGAAGGAGGCAAUGAGAUUGUAUGAUGAAAUGGAGGAGUUUGGAUUGAAGCCGGAUGAUGGGACUGUUAUUAGUAUAUUGGCUGCUUGUGCUGAGUCUGGUUUGCUUAAUUUGGGGAUGAAAGUUCAUGCUUCAGUUGAGAGGAAUAUGUUUAAAUAUAGUACGAAUGUGUCCAAUGCAUUAAUUGAUAUGUAUGCAAAGUGUGGUAGCUUAGAUAAGGCUAUGAGUGUCUUUAAUGUGACACCAAAGAAAGAUGUGGUGUCUUGGAAUGCUAUGCUACAAGGACUCGCGAUGCACGGUCAUGGUGAGGAAGCACUGGAGCUUUUCUCAAGGAUGAAACAAGAAGGGUUUGAGCCUGAUAAAAUUACUUUCAUUGGUGUCUUAUGUGCUUGUACACAUGCAGGCUUCAUUGAUGAGGGUGUACGGUAUUUCUAUUCAAUGGAAAGAGAUUAUGGGAUUCUUCCUCAAGUUGAGCAUUAUGGUUGCAUGAUUGACCUUUUGGGUCGGGGUGGACGUCUUAAGGAGGCUUUUAGAGUUGUGCACAGCAUGCCAUUUGAACCAAAUGCUAUUAUUUGGGGUACCCUUUUGGGAGCGUGCCGAAUGCAUAAUGCUGUAGAACUUGCUGAGGAGGCACUUGAUCACCUGGUUAAAUUGGAACCAUCAAAUCCUGGGAAUUACUCCAUGUUGUCAAACAUUUUUGCAGCAGCAGGAGACUGGGACAACGUUUCUAAUGUAAGGCAACUUAUGAGAAGCACUGGAAUUCAAAAGCCAUCGGGGGCUAGUUCUAUUGAAGUGGAUAACGAGGUCCAUGAAUUUACAGUAUACGAUAGAUUGCACCCUAAAUCGGAAAAGAUAUAUGAGAUGAUUGACACAUUGGUCGAAGAUCUUAAUGAGGCCAGUUAUGUCCCAAAGGUACCAGUAGACGUUGGUGAUGGAGUGAUUUGGGACCUAGAAGCUUGGCCUCCAUUAUUGGAAUGGAAAAAGAACAGAGCAAAACAAGAAAGAAAGCGAAGAUAAGAAGAAAGAAGAAAUGAAGAGUUGAAAUAAGUUGAUUGGCGGUAAGAAAUAGAGAAAAGAGAAAGAGGGUUAGGUGGCGCAGAAUUUUUGGAGGGGCCACGGAGAGAGGGUUGGGUUAAGGUGGAGAAAUUGUGGUAGGUGGUUGAAAAAUAUAUGCAGAAAAAUCAACAGACAAAUGGGCACUCUCUUCUCUUCUUUUCUCUUCUCUCCACUACUCUCUUCUUUUGUUUUCAUGGCUUUUUUUCUUUUUUUCGUUCUUUUUAAAUGAGAAAAAAUAGCCUAAAAAUUUAAAGGUUUUAAUUUUUUAAUUUAUGAAAAUUAAUACUUCCCCCCUUGGAAUUGCAAAGAUUCUGAAAGUAAUACUGUAGUUUCUGUCUAUGGGUUUCUGUCAUACUCAUGUUUUGAAUCUCUGUGAUAUCCUCAAUUUGUAUUAUGA